ACAACUUGGACAAAUCCAAAUAACCUUAUCUACUAUUCUUUCCCGAAAAAUUAUAAAUACACAAAAAUUGACUCACCAAAUCAAGAAAAUCAUAGCACAAUUUUUUGGAAAAUUCAUAUCCUUUUCCACUAACCCCACAGUUAUUAUUUUUUUUUAAUCUAUGAUCUAAUUUUUAUUAUUAUAUUACACUUUCAUUGUCUCCAAAAAUUCCCCCAAUUUUUUUUUCCUCCUCAAUUUUUUUCCUUUUUUUUUUUUUUUUUUUUUUUAAAAAAAAAAAGAAUUAAUUUCAAGAAUGUCGAAUUGUGAUGGUGAUUUGGUGAAUUCCAACAAGAAUUGUUUUGCUAAGCAAAGUGGAAAGAUAAUUAUUGAUACUGAUCCUGGCAUUGAUGACAGUAUGACAAUACUAAUGGCGUUUCAGACACCAGGAGUUGAAAUCAUAGGCUUGACUACAAUCUUUGGCAACGUUACGACAAAAGAUGCUACACGGAAUGCGUUACUUUUGUGUGAAGCUGCAGGAUAUCCGGAUGUUCCCGUGGCGGAGGGUAGCCCCGAACCUCUGAAGAGAGGGGAACCGCGUGUUGCGGACUUUGUUCAUGGUUCAGAUGGAUUAGGCAACUUAUUCUUACCUUCUCCAAAUUCGAAGAAAAUCGACAAAUCUGCAUCUGAAUUCUUGGUGGAAAAAGUUUCUGAACAUCCCGGUGAAGUGUCUAUACUUGCACUGGGACCAUUGACAAACGUAGCUUUGGCUGUCAAGAGGGACUCAACCUUUGCGAGCAAAGUGAAGAGAGUGGUCGUACUCGGUGGUUCCUUCUUUGCUUUGGGAAACGUUAAUCCUGCUGCCGAAGCAAAUAUUUAUGGGGACCCCGAGGCCGCUGAUGUUGUGUUUACGUCAGGAGCAAAUAUUGAUAUCGUAGGCAUCAACAUUACAACACAAGUCAAAUUCAAAGAUGAUGAUCUUGAAGAACUAAAGCAAUCAGAAGGGAAACACGCUAAAUUAUUGUGCGAUAUGUGCAAAUUUUACCGUGAUUGGCAUGUCAAAUCAGACGGUGUCUACGGAAUUUUCCUACACGAUCCAGUUAGUUUCGUGGCAUUAGUUCGACCUGAACUUUUCACAUUCAAGAAAGGCGUCGUGAGGGUUGAGACACAGGGCAUUUGCGUAGGUCACACGUUGUUAGACCAAGGGCUAAAGAAGUGGAAUACAAGCAACCCUUGGACGGAUUAUUCCCCAGUUUCAGUCGCGUGGACAGUUGAUGUAGAUGAAGUUCUGAAUUACAUAAAGAAAACGUUGAUGAAACCGUGAAUACCAUUGGAUUUAUCGGUCUCUGCCACGCGUGAAUCCUGCACGGAGAUCGAGGAACGUCGUGUUUUUCUAACAACAUCCAUCACAACUAUUGUUUUUACUCUUGUUUUCCUCCAUUCCUUGCUACUAUAAAUAAACCUCAGUUAGUUCUGGGAAAAUAUGUAAAGGGCUUAUAAAAUGGAGGUCAUUUUCAUGAUUCUUCCUUUCA
Capsicum annuum is the source of this 1508-nucleotide messenger RNA. Its product is annotated as probable uridine nucleosidase 1. NCBI's taxonomy places the organism in Eukaryota, Viridiplantae, Streptophyta, Magnoliopsida, Solanales, Solanaceae. Gene Ontology annotation, biological process: purine nucleoside catabolic process. The record is from RefSeq and is a predicted model, not a curated record. The transcript has 9 exons. The coding region runs from base 293 to 1300 and encodes 335 amino acids. Gene Ontology annotation, molecular function: purine nucleosidase activity. Gene Ontology annotation, cellular component: cytosol.